This is a messenger RNA of Saccharomyces mikatae IFO 1815, 507 nucleotides long. It is a transcript of the gene MXR2, whose product is annotated as peptide-methionine (R)-S-oxide reductase. Gene Ontology annotation, molecular function: peptide-methionine (R)-S-oxide reductase activity. Lineage: Eukaryota; Fungi; Ascomycota; Saccharomycetes; Saccharomycetales; Saccharomycetaceae. The record is from RefSeq and is a predicted model, not a curated record. Gene Ontology annotation, biological process: protein repair; response to oxidative stress. The transcript has a single exon. Bases 1 to 507 code for a protein of 168 amino acids.
AUGAAUAAGCUCAGCAAGCUCUACGUGUUUACGCAACGCAGGACUUUCACAGGCAGAGGACCUAUUGCAGUAACACGAUAUUGGAGUACGAGCAAGAAAAUGAGCGGCGAAUCAAACGACAUAAAAUGGAACGAUGCACUGACGCCAUUGCAGCUGAUGGUGCUCAGAGAUAAGGCUACUGAAAGACCCAACACAGGUGCGUAUUUACACUCUAAGGAACCUGGUGUCUAUCAUUGUGCUAACUGUGACACACCACUGUAUUCUAGUAAUGCUAAAUUCGAUGCUCGUUGUGGCUGGCCCGCAUUUUAUGAAGAGAUAUCCCCUGGAGCAAUCACUUACCACCGUGACAAUUCUUUGAUGCCUGCAAGGGUAGAGAUAUGUUGUGCAAGGUGUGGUGGUCAUCUUGGACAUGUGUUCGAAGGCGAAGGUUGGAAGCAGUUGCUGAACUUACCCAAGGAUACUAGACACUGUGUGAACAGCGCUUCGUUAAACUUGAAAAAGGAUUAG